AUGUAUUUCCUCCUUGGAAACCUCUCAUUCUUGUACAUCUGUUAUACAUCAUCAUUCAUCUCCCCAAUGCUCAUCAUAUUUAGGGCUAAGAGAAAAUCCAGCUCCUCCAGUGGCAGUGCUCUGCAGAUGGUUGUCUCUCUUGGUUUGGGCUCCAUUGAGUGUGUCCUCCUGGGUGUGAUGGCCUAUGACCAGCAUGUGGCCAUCUGUAACCCACUGAGGUACCCCAUCAUCAUGAACAGGGUGCUGUUUGUGCACAUGGCUGCAUGGUCUUGGAUCAUAGGCUGUCUAUACUCCUUAGUGAAAACAGUCCUAACAAUGGCAUUGCCUUUCUAUAGGAAUAACAUCAUUAACCAUCUUACUUGUGAGAUUCUGGCUCUUCUUAAACUCAUAUGUUCAGAUAUCUCCAUGAAUGUGCUUAUUAUGACAGUGGCAAGCAUUGUAUUGAUGAUUCCUCUACUGUUAAUUUUCAUCUCCUAUGUUUUAAUCCUCUCUUCCAUACUGAGAAUUAAUUCUGCUGAAGGAAGAAAAAAAAUCUUUUCUACCUGCUCAUCCCACCUGACUGUAGUCAUUUUAUUCUAUGGUUCAGCCCUUUUUAUGUACACGAUGCCCUAG
Molecule: messenger RNA, 612 nt
Organism: Myotis brandtii (Brandt's bat)
Lineage: Eukaryota; Metazoa; Chordata; Mammalia; Chiroptera; Vespertilionidae
Product: olfactory receptor 13D1-like
Biological process (GO): G protein-coupled receptor signaling pathway
Cellular component (GO): membrane
Molecular function (GO): olfactory receptor activity
Source: RefSeq, a predicted model, not a curated record